Messenger RNA from Colletotrichum paranaense, 615 nucleotides. RefSeq lists its product as uncharacterized. The transcript has a single exon. The record is from RefSeq and is a predicted model, not a curated record. Lineage: Eukaryota; Fungi; Ascomycota; Sordariomycetes; Glomerellales; Glomerellaceae. The coding region runs from base 1 to 615 and encodes 204 amino acids.
AUGCAUAGCAUCAUUCUCGAGCACCUCCAAACUGGCAUCCCUCUCAUCAGGACACUGCACGGGACGAGACGGCAUAUCGUCGUUUGUUUGUGUUCCUCACGGCAACACGAUCGACUGCCUUUGGCAGCUGGCAAGAUUGUCGAGAGAAGGCCUGGCAGGCCAUCGACAUACGAAAGGCGCGGAGAAAGCAAAGGAUGCGAGAGGCAGGCCGUUCCGGCGGGGAUGAGGGCAACAGUGACAGACUCGGAAAGAGAGGGACUGCGGUCAACGGUCAACCCAGUCGAGGGGCUGAAGCGAGACAAGGGUGUGUCGUUCUGCGACAGAUCUGAGACAGCUUCUGCCCCUGCUCAACCCCUGGCACAGCCCCCGCGUCCCCGGUGGACUUGCAGUAGCCUGGACCCAAUCCAGCGAGUCACGACCACGAGUCAGCGGCGAUGGGUGGGAUUCCGACACGCUGUACAAGAUAGUAGUGUUCCACUAUCAGAAGCCGAACAACUUUUCCGUAUGGCGUACCAUGGUUCUCUUUCUACUGCGAUGUGUCACUGUCAACGACUGGACAUGGCCAAUGAUCCGCGGAAUGGAGAGGACGCUACGCUACGGUACGCUAUAGGAUGA